AUGCAGGGCGAUAGCACACGGCACAUGGCCAAAGUGGAUGGAUGCUGUAACCGGGUGUCAGACGCGGCCACACGCACCGCGCUACAGCACCGACCACAACAGGGAGGAUUCCAUGAGCAGCGUCGCCGUCAGUGCAGCAGCGAAGUGUUCAUUUGGCAGUCUCCAUGUCCGUACGCAACAUCGCGGCGCGCAAAGGAGACGCUUCCAGUCACUGAGAGUGCGUGUACGCACAAACACACAGCCUUCUCCAACUUUACCAAAACCAGCCAGGGGAAAGUGACCACCCACCUCCCGCGUCCACGUGGUGUGGGCUGUGUUGUGGAAUAA
This is a messenger RNA of Knipowitschia caucasica, 327 nucleotides long. The record is from the annotation of a GenBank genome assembly. NCBI's taxonomy places the organism in Eukaryota, Metazoa, Chordata, Actinopteri, Gobiiformes, Gobiidae.